Messenger RNA from Nicotiana tabacum (common tobacco), 565 nucleotides. Lineage: Eukaryota; Viridiplantae; Streptophyta; Magnoliopsida; Solanales; Solanaceae. The record is from RefSeq and is a predicted model, not a curated record.
AAACCUCAAUUUCAGGUCAAAACUACGUCGUUUUGAGCUGAUGGAGGAAGAGUUCGAGAGGAAGCCGAUUGAGGUUAAGGCUACUGAAGCUUUGGGUUGUGGAUUCGAUUUUGCGAGCGAUUUCAGGUUGAAGUUCGUAAAAAAAUGCUCAAACGGGGGUAGGUUGGUAAUUUUGGACGAGAUGAACAGGCGCAACGUUGUUGUUCCUGGUGGCGUUACCAUUCCUGAUGUUUCUGAAAAUAUAAGAUGUGAUAAAGGAGACCAUAUUCGGUUUAAAUCCGAUGUUCUUGAAUUUAAUCAGAUGUCAGAAUUGCUUAAUCAAAAAUCGUCGGUACAUGGAAAGGUUCCAUCAGGCUAUCUAAAUGCCAUGUUUGAUUUAAGUGGAGCCUGGUUGAAUGAUUCAGCAGAUGCUAAAUACCUUGCUUUUGAUGGUUAUUUUGUCUCCUUAUACUAUUUGCACCUGACGGCAUCCCCUUUAGUACUCCAAGACCAAGUAAAGAAGGCUGUUCCACCGCAUUGGGAUCCGGCAUCCUUGUCCAGGUAGCUUCUCCAUUCCACUCAGUCC